Molecule: messenger RNA, 1241 nt
Organism: Symbiodinium necroappetens
Lineage: Eukaryota; Dinophyceae; Suessiales; Symbiodiniaceae
Source: the annotation of a GenBank genome assembly
GCCAAUGCCAAGCAGUCGUCGCCCGCUUCGACGAGCAGGUGGGCGAAGCUUUGGAUGACAUUGCUCACAUUGCCGUGGACGGCGAGAUUCCAGGCACUGUGUCCAUGGCUGUGCUGGAAGGCCUGGAGCGAGUCCUCACUUCCACGAAGCUGGUGUUGCCUUCCGUAGACCCCCUUUGGCCUGGAGACGGAAAGGCCGCCAUGAAUCAAGAAAUUCAAAAAUUGCGGAAUUUCAUUGCAGGGCAGUUCUCGCAGCAGGCCGAGCUGCUGCAGAGCUUGAGCCGUCAGGUGGAGCGCGCCGGCAAGGUUGUGCAAAUGUCCAGCAAGGCAGACGUUCACACUCCGAACGGAGUGGCACCGACUCCACCACUUAGUCCUUUGUCACUGCCGAAGCGCUCCGAGGAUGAGCCCAAGAGUGAGGGGCACGAGCAGCUCUUCUCAUCCGAUACAUCUCGCGAAGCCACAGAGCAUGUUCUCUCCAACGACACGCAGAAGUCGAAAGAUCGAAGGCAAAGCCUCGGCAGUGAUGGCUUGCAAAGCCUGACCAUGGACAGUGACAAGCUGGAUCUCGCUUCGGAUGCCGAGGCACGACAACAGCGCAAAAUCUAUGCAGCAGCAGCGGCCGCGACCGGCCAGCUUGCGACUGAAGAAGACGAUCAGCAAAAACGUCAGCCAAACUGGAGGGAUCCGAAGGAUGUGGCCAAGUACCUCACGCGAAGUAGUGUGUUCAUCUACGGGAUCAUGGGUGUUAUCCUCUUCAACCUGAUCUCACUAGGAAUCGAAGUUGACAUUGCGGCCCGGGAUGGGUCGGACAAGGUGCCUAUCUGGUUCGACUACAUGAACAUGUUUGUCGUCUUCAUCUUUGUUGUGGAGCUUUCCGUGAACUUUGUUGCCAAUGGCCCAUGGGGUUUCUGCUGUGGGGGCGACAGAUUAUGGAAUUUUUUCGACCUCGUCAUUGUGGCACUGUCAGUAGUUGAGACCGUGGUCAGCUUUAUGGCAAAUGCGGCACCAACAUCUCAGGUAAGUCCCAGCCAUUUGCGCUUCAUGCGGCCGAUCCGUUUGGCUCGCGCUUUGCGUGGGGUGCGGGUCAUGCGGCUGUUCCGCUAUGUCGGUGCUUUGAGGACGCUGUUGCUGUCCAUCAUGAGCAGCAUCGCGUCGCUCUUUUGGACCAUUGUAUUGCUCGUGCUUCUGUUCUACAGCUUUGGGGUGCUCGUCACGCAGCUUGUGUCUGAUCAUUGCGAG